Molecule: messenger RNA, 753 nt
Organism: Charadrius vociferus (killdeer)
Lineage: Eukaryota; Metazoa; Chordata; Aves; Charadriiformes; Charadriidae
Gene: IL22RA2
Product: interleukin 22 receptor, alpha 2
Exons: 5
Coding region: 1-753 (250 amino acids)
Molecular function (GO): protein binding; interleukin-22 receptor activity
Source: RefSeq, a predicted model, not a curated record
AUGCUCUUCAGUCAUGGAGCUGCUCUCCUAAGCAUGAGGGGGAUCACGCUUUCCUCCCUCUGCUUACUGAUGCACCUGCUUCAGGAUGAGAUAACGACGAUUUUAGUUGUGGAAAACCCAGACCUGCAAGAUUCGAUUAAGCCGCAGAAGGUAGAGUUUCGUUCGUUAAACUUCAACAGCACUUUGCACUGGCAGCCUGGGAGGGCCAGAGAGGCGAGAGACACCGUCUACUUCGUGCAGUAUAAAGUGUAUGGGCAGAGCACGUGGCAAAACAAAGACGACUGCUGGGGGAUUCAAAACCAUGUCUGUGACCUAACGAAUGAGACCUCUGACAUCCAAGAGCCUUACUACGGCAGAGUGAGAGCCGCGUCAGCUGGCAUCUAUUCCGAUUGGAGCCUCAGCUGCAGAUUCACUCCCUGGCGAGAAACUGUGAUAGGACCUCCGAUGGUAACUGUGGUUCAUAGCAACAAAUCCAUAACACUAAAGCUCCAGGCUCCACGUUCUCCUUAUAAAAGGAAGAGAGGCAGCAAGAUACCAAUGACAAAUUAUUAUGAUCUGCUGUAUCAAGUCUUCAUAAUUAACAACUUGCUAGAUGAGCAACACAGAGUCCUGGUGUACGAAGGAAAAGACAAGGUUAUUAAAAUAGAAGAUUUGAGGCCCGGAGUCAGCUACUGCAUCGUGGCUAAAACGUACGUGCCAAUGCUGGACCGCAGCAGUGCCUACAGCAGCAGGCAAUGCACCGUGCUGCAGUGA